Molecule: messenger RNA, 1227 nt
Organism: Schistocerca nitens (vagrant locust)
Lineage: Eukaryota; Metazoa; Arthropoda; Insecta; Orthoptera; Acrididae
Exons: 2
Coding region: 1-1227 (408 amino acids)
Source: RefSeq, a predicted model, not a curated record
AUGUUAGCAGAGUUGCUAAAGGGGACCAAAUCAUUAGAGAAGGGUUUACAAGAAUUUAGAGAAGAGGAAGAAAAAUUCCACAAAUCAGUAAAGGAAUAUUUUCAAGAAAAUAGAGAAAGGGCAGAAAAAUUCCACAAAUCAAUACAGGAAGAUUUACGAGAAUUCAGAGAAUCAUUAAAGGAAGAUUUACAAGAAACUAUAGCACAAGAGAUCAAAACAUUGCGGAUGAAGAUGGAAUGUAAUCUGAAGAAAGAAAUGCAGAAGGUACCAGAACGACUGAAGAUGAACAUCGACGAGAGAGAAAGUAAGCUACAGAAGAAUAUAGACGAAGUCCAGGGAGACGUGGAGAAGAUGGAAGGAAAGUUAGCAGAAAAGAUACCAGGAGAUGUUGAAGAAACAAAAGCCGAAUUGGGAGAAAGGAUCACCGAGGUGACGCAGAUGCAGAAACGAUAUAAUGAUGCGGUUAAGGGAAUAGGAGAUAGGCAAAACCAACUGGCUGUCGAUCUGAGAAAUGCUAUAGCCGUGCAACGAGAAGAGGAUAACCAGAGGGUUACAAUGGAAGGUGAGGCCUUCACUUGGGGAGUCAAGAAGAAGGAAGGGACUACUAGUUAUGAUCAGUUUGAAGGAGAAUUCUUGAAGAAAUACUGGUCCAGAAGUCAUCAGUGUGCAGAACUUGAGGACCUACUACGCCACAAGUCGCUUAGUACAUGGAGAGGAACGUUGAGAGAGUUUGCCGAACAUUUGUGGGAAUUGAACGAGACCUUGGAACAACCCCUGAGUGGUGACAUAAUGAUAUCAGCGAUAAAAAGAAGAUUGAAUCAAAGAAUGCAAGAAACUGUAUCUGGAAGCCUAAUUAAAGAUAGGGAGGCCUUGAUGGAGAUACUGGAACAGUUGGAAUCUGUUCGAUCACAGGAACACAACCAAGCUAAUGAUCAAAACCGAGGGGGAAGUAAUGACCCAAGGAAUCAUUUUAAUCAUUCGUCUGAUUAUAGAGGAAGAGAUGGAGGGACCGGAAAACUGAAUGACACUCCAGGUGAGGUCCGGUCAAGACUCCCAAAGCACCACUACGUCAACUGGAGUCAGCUAACAAAUAAGCUGGUGAUAGUAACAAAUUGCCUGGAAGAGACGCCACAGCAGACUGUGCAACACGACGCCAUUAAGGGGCAUUUGGAAUACGAGCUGGACUUGUUGGCAGCAGGAGGACUUAUGAAGAAACGACAAGAAUAG